This is a messenger RNA of Closterium sp. Naga37s-1, 3987 nucleotides long. The record is from the annotation of a GenBank genome assembly. Lineage: Eukaryota; Viridiplantae; Streptophyta; Zygnematophyceae; Desmidiales; Closteriaceae.
AUGGCGUCGACUCGUAAGCAUGAUCCUCGCCCCCCUGACGCGGACCAGCCUCGACGUCUGCCGAGUCCUCGCCGUCUUCCCAGUCCCAACCGCCUACCUAGUACUAAUCUCGCUCGCCGGCACAUAGCCAACGCCAAGUCCUCCGAUUUUCUGGGAACAGCGGAUCUUCGCUCGCCCGGUGCACAAGUCCCGGCACUGUGCAAUGUGCAGCCGUAUGUGAUUCGGAAAUCCAUGACGUGGCAGGAUUCUGUUCCUGGUCCGCGCCCGCAAUCUCCGGCGGAAAAGCCGCUCUCGCCUAAUGCGAAGGCUCCCACGCCGAGUAGCUGGCACCGGCCGUCUCGGAGCUUUCGCAAUAACAUAGUCAGCGGCGGAAGCGGCGGGGAUCGGUUGGCGCCGUCCAGCGCGAUUCUCGCUGCUGGUCGGUCGGCAACCGCCGUGUUUGCCGCUGCGACGUCAUCCCCGUCAGCCAAUGAGCUGUUUGCGCGAGGAAGCAGCGUUAACGAUGCCAGGAGGAGCGGCGGAGAAAGCGGGGAGAUAGUCCGCCCUCCAUCACCCUCUCCCGGUGAAGCAUCGUCCCCGUCAGGUUUCCGUCUGUCCAGCAUAGUUCCGAACCCGUUCCGCAGGCGGAACAAAGAGAACUUCGCGUCAGCAGCCGUGUAUGACGUCAACAUGCUUGAGCCGGAAGAGAGUGAGUCCUCCGCAAGUGGCGGUAACUUCGCGAUCGCUCCUUCCUGCACACGCGGAAGGUUCAGCCCGCGCCGCAGCAGGCCGAGCCCGAGCCGCGAGCGGCGGAAAAGCAGCGACGGAAGAGGCCUCGGGAUUUUUGGGAGCGACGGGAGAGGAUCGGGGUUGUCGCGCUCCAACAGCAAAGAAGCGCGCGACUUGCUGUCUGAGCUGGAUGCUUGCGCGACGACCAUGGCACCUGUCACAGAUGCAGCAGGCGCAGCGUCAUCGUCGGCGGGGAUCGGCGCGCAGUCGCUCGCGCUCGUGCCUGCGCGUGCGCGCGGCGGAAGCGGGGGGAACUGGGGGGAGCUGAUGGCGGGGAGGAGGGCGGAGGAAGCGGCGGUAGUGGCAGCGGCGGUGGGGGAAGAGGGUGCGGAAGUGGUGAUGGGCAUUCUGUGGAAGUGGGUGAACCUGGGGCGAGGCUGGGGCAUGCGGCUGUUCGUUCUGGAAGGGGGCCUGCUGUCUUACUUCAAACUCGAGGGCCCUGAUCGGGUAACCGUGUUACAGGAGCUCGAGCGUCGCCCUCGAGCUCGACUGAUCGGUGAUGAGAUUCGCCAUUUCGUGAAGAAGGAGCGCGAAGAUGGGGUGGUGCCUAACGAAGGCGAGCUUGGCGAUCGCAUGCCACAUGGCAGCGUCCGAUUGGAGGUCUCGACGCUCCGAGCCAGCACGACUGACGGUAGAAAGUUCUACGUUUUCGGGACUAAGACGCUUGGAUUAAGGACGGAAUCUAAGGCCGGGAGGCUACUAUGGAUGGACGCGCUUCAAGCCGCGAAAAUGAAGCACCUGCAGUCGAUUCGCGCCUCGGCACGAGCUCCUUCGGUAAACGAUUCCAGGCUGGUAGCCGCGUCGUCUCUGGCCAUGGAGCCGCUAAGAGCGUACUUAGCGAGUAUAAGUGUGGGUGUGGAGGAGAUCGCUAAGUGCGAGGAGAUAGUGAGGCGGCAGGUGGUGUUCAGGCUGGAGAAUAAACUGCGGGAGGAGCAGAAGCGGCGGUUGCAGCUUUUGCGGUUACUGAGGCAGCUUGAAGCGGAUAAGGUUGAGUUGGAAACGGCUAUGCUGGAGGAGACGAGGAACCAGGGUUACGCAGGCAACAGCGUCGUCAUGACUGGCGACGGUGAUGACGCCAGCACGACCUUUGAUGAGGACGAAGAGGAGGAGGACGACGAGGAGGAGGAAGGGGAGGAGGAGGAAGGUGGGGGGGUUGAUCAGGAGGUUGACAGCAGUGCGGUUACUACCAACAUGAACGGCACCGUAACGGAAUCUACGCUGGAGACCAAUGCAGGCCACGGGCUGUUGAAGCGCAGUGGAAGCCAGAUUGGUAACAGCGGCCGCAGGUUGGGGAGGGCUCGGAGCAAGGCUCGGCGCGCCGCCAAGGCUGCGGUGUUGGCUCGGGACAAUGACGAGGACGAGGGAGGGUCGGGCAGCAGCGGCGGGCAGGAUGAUGAGUUUUUCGAAGCCAUGGAUGAUUUCGUCAGCUCCGGGAGUGUGCUGACUGUGCUGGACAUUCAGGAGGUAUGCGGGAGUGGGAUGGACUGGGGCUCAUACCUCUUCUCUGAGUCAGCUCGAGGAGUGGGAGAUGGUGGGAUGGGGCUCAUAUGUCAUGGGUGUGCCACUCACCAGGUGGGAUUCACGUACCCCAAGAUACCUCGCAGGGAGCGUCUGCCUCCCCCAGCAGAGGAGGAGAAGCCCGUGAGCAUCUGGUCGAUUCUCAAGGACCUGGUGGGCAAGGACCUCUUCAAGGUGUCGCUGCCUCUUAUUUCCUGUGCUUUCUCCUCCCCACUUUUUCCCCCACCAACCCCUCGAUUUCCAACCGCCCACCAGGUGGGAUUCACGUACCCCAAGAUACCUCGCAGGGAGCGUCUGCCUCCCCCAGCGGAAGAGGAGAAGCCAGUGAGCAUCUGGUCGAUUCUCAAGGACCUGGUGGGCAAGGACCUCUUCAAGGUGUCGCUGCCUGUGAGCUUCAACGAGCCCAUCAGCACCAACCAGAAGUACUGCGAGACGUACGAGUACAGCUGGCUGCUCGACCGCGCAGCUGAAUACGGCCGCCGGGGCAACAAGCUAAUGAGAGCAGUACACGUGGCAGCCUUUGCAGUGUCACGUUACUCGGGCAACGCCGGUCGCAUGCACAAGCCCUUCAACCCGCUGCUGGGAGAGACGUUUGAAGCCGACUGCCCUGACAAGGGCUUCCGAUACGUCUCAGAGGCAGUGCUGCACUACCCGCCCACCCUAGCGUGGAACUGCGAGGGCACGGGGUGGCGCAGCUGGGGGGACGCGUGCCUCAAGGUGCGCUUCUGGGGGCCGUCCGUGCAGCUCGACCCCGUCGGCGUGCUCUCCGUGGCCUUCGACGACGGGGAGGUGUUUGAGUGGAGCAACGUCACGGUGUCGAUUCAGAAUCUGAUUCUCGGGAAGCCGUUUGUGGACCAUUAUGGCACGAUGCGGAUCCGGGGGAACCGGGGGUUCUCGGCAAGGCUGCGGUUCAAAGAACGGUCGACUUUCGACCGAAACCCCCAUCAGGUGCGGGGCAUUGUUCAAAGUGAUGACGGGGAGGAGAAGGCGACCCUAGUGGGGCGGUGGGACCAGUUCCUGCACUUUGUGCCGGGGGAGCUGAGCAGCAAGUCGCAGAAGGAGGAGAGCGAGGUGCUGGCCACGGCGCAGCUGCUGUGGCAGAAGUGCGCCCCCUCGCCAUUCCCCUGCAAGUACAAGUUCACGCCCUUCUGCAUCACACUCAACGAGAUGACUCCUGGACUCAAGGAGCACCUUCCUCCCACGGAUUCUCGUCUGCGGGAGGACCAGCGGGCGUUGGAGCAGGGGUACUAUGACCGGGCGAUUCAGGAGAAGUCACGCCUGGAGCAGAAGCAGCGCAAGGGGGAGCAGCAGGUAUGGGAAUGCAGGGUGGAGGAGGGGUACUAUGACCGGGCGAUUCAGGAGAAGUCACGCCUGGAGCAGAAGCAGCGCAAGGCCCUGAAAGCAGGCGAGCCGGGGUGGCACCCGCGGUGGUUCCAGCAGCAAGGGGGGGGCGGGGAGCACGUGGACAUACGUGGGGGGGGACAAGGACCCAUACUCAUAAAUCUUUUCCCGACACUGUCUCUCCCCGCCUCCACGGCUCUUCUUUCCCCUGCAGGCACUGAAAGCAGGCGAGCCGGGAUGGCACCCGCGGUGGUUCCAGCAGCAAGGGGGGCCGGGGAGCACGUGGACAUACGUGGGAGGGUACUGGGAGCGGCGAGGGGCGCACGAUUGGUCGGGAAUCAAGGAUUUAUUUGCGGAUGA